Molecule: messenger RNA, 393 nt
Organism: Apiotrichum porosum
Lineage: Eukaryota; Fungi; Basidiomycota; Tremellomycetes; Trichosporonales; Trichosporonaceae
Gene: MRPS16
Product: 37S ribosomal protein S16, mitochondrial
Exons: 2
Coding region: 1-393 (130 amino acids)
Biological process (GO): mitochondrial translation
Cellular component (GO): mitochondrial small ribosomal subunit; ribosome
Molecular function (GO): structural constituent of ribosome
Source: RefSeq, a predicted model, not a curated record
AUGGUCGUCCGCAUCCGUCUCGCCCGCCACGGCCAGCGCCACACCCCCGUCUACCACGUCGUCGCCAUCAACGCAUCCAAGCGUCGCGACGCACGCCCGCUCGAAAAGCUCGGCGAGUACGACCCCAUCCCGCGCACCCCAGCUGCCUUUGCGGCGUUGCCUCCCAAGGCAAACGUCUUUGGCCCGCAAAAGUUCGAGGUCCCCAAGGAGAAGCGCAUCGAGUGGAACGUCGAGAGGAUAAACUACUGGCUGUCCGUCGGUGCGGAGCCUACCCGGUCCGUGGUCAAGCUCCUCGAGCGUGGAGGCGUCCUCACCACUCCUCACAAGUGGCAGCACCGCUGGUCGCCCGCUCCCCCCGUCACCGAGCGUGGUAUCGUUGUGGCUGAGGAGUAG